AUGGCUGCAAUUACCGAAAUGGAUCCAACAGAAUUUGCAUACGGCGACAUGUAUUUUACAACAUAUAUGAACCAAGUUCCAUAUCAACUGGAGAAUGAACUCACAGAACUUCCUCAAGAAUUUGCUUUUUCCGCCGGUGAAGGACGUAUCCGGAAUAAAAUAUACAUGCACAGAGCCCUGAUUAGACUAUACGAUCAUUUGGGAAAAAACACGUCGCCGUUUGAGAAGCUCGAGCAUUAUCCAAAGAUUUAUCAGAGAGACACUAGAUCGCCGUGUGCCAAUGAUAGAUGUUUGUUUCUGACAAACAAGCAUUCAUUUCCUGAUGUCAGGCUGUUUCGGUAUAAGCCAUAUAUCAACAUAAGUGAGAGUGAGCAGAUACAUGAGAGUUAUUACAAGACACAGCACUUUAUAGAAUUUCCGUAUUCGCAUGCUGUUGACGGAAAGGACUGGACCGCGUGGAAGUCUAAAGAAAAUAUUCAUGCGAACGAUUACAUAGGUCUAGAUCUUCUACUUCCGAUGCAUGUCCCUCUUACAUUUCAUCUUGUAGUAGAUCAUAAGCCCGACUAUUUCGGUGCGCAAUCGGUUGAGAUUUCAAAUGAUGGUCUUAAUUGGGUCAAACAAUCGUCAAUUCCAAUUGAUAUACAUAAAGUAUCACGAACAUCCGAUGGCAGAAAAACGCCUGUAAUCUCUGCUACAUUCCAUAUACAGAACACAGGGUUUAGAUUUGUUAGGGUAUUGAGUAAUCGUAACUUUGACUUUGGUUUUGGAGUUUAUGAUUUCUCGUUUCAUGCUGACAUGAAGAGCAUACAAAAGAAACCAUAG
Molecule: messenger RNA, 822 nt
Organism: Paraglomus occultum
Lineage: Eukaryota; Fungi; Glomeromycota; Glomeromycetes; Paraglomerales; Paraglomeraceae
Source: the annotation of a GenBank genome assembly